Molecule: messenger RNA, 1506 nt
Organism: Drepanopeziza brunnea f. sp. 'multigermtubi' MB_m1
Lineage: Eukaryota; Fungi; Ascomycota; Leotiomycetes; Helotiales; Drepanopezizaceae
Biological process (GO): intracellular zinc ion homeostasis
Cellular component (GO): membrane
Molecular function (GO): signaling receptor activity
Source: RefSeq, a predicted model, not a curated record
AUGGUGUGUACAGGGCCCUCGUUGACUGUCGAGUCGUGCGAGGAGAGGAGCACAGCUGCGAUCGCGACGGGCAAAGAUGACGAGGAGAACAAGCCCACUUACAGGAGACGACACUCUUCCUUCCACCCCCGACGGAACAGUACAGAGUCCGGGAUUGAAGGGGAUGACCGAUUGCUUCUCAAGGUCGACAUCUUCCUGUCCGAGCUGGAGCGCCGGCUGGAUUUCUUGGAGAACUACGGCAACCUCAACUUCGAUGCUGGGAUCUCGAGGGCGUAUGUGACGUUGCAGGCUGUACGGGCGAGAUGCUCACAAGUCUCUGGGGAGGUAAUUGGGGCUGGGAGACGGAGAGCGAAGGUUAUGGUUGAGACGGUGGAAUCCCGAUACAAAGAUGCGCUGGCUGCGAAGGGGACGAUGAGUGACAAGGUACAUACCGGCAUCUUACUAUUGGAGACCAUUCUGUCGGAAUUCGAGACAAGGGCGUACAAGAUGAAGGAUCAGGGUUUUGCUGGUGCUGCGGGCUCUCUGAUGGAUGAGGGGAGGAGGGUCGUGGAUGAGGGGAUCGAACGAGCCCGGGAGGUCGUGGACGGAGGCAUCGGGAGGGCUCUGAAAGCUGCGGAAACAAUGGAGGAGCACAUCCAGAGGGCCAUCGUUCGGGCCCGGGAGCACGGGCUUAUCAGAUAUGAAGAUCUCCCAGUCCCUUGGCGAGUCAAUCCCCAUAUCGUGAAAGGCUACCGGUUCAAGGAAUCCAAGGUUGACUGCGUACGAUCCAUGUUCGGUCUCUCUAACGAACUCGUCAACAUCUGGUCUCACGCCAUCGGCCUCUUUAUUGUCCUGGCCAUCGCAUUCUACUUCUACCCUACCAGCGUCAACUUCUCGGUCAGCACCAAGACCGACGUCUUUAUUGCCGCCGUCUUCUUCUUCGCCGCCUGCAAAUGUCUCGUCUGCAGUUGUAUGUGGCAUACGAUGAACAGCGUUGCGGACCAAACCGUGAUGGAACGAUUCGCCUGUGUCGACUACACUGGAAUAUCCUUCCUGAUCGCUGCAUCGAUCAUGACGACAGAGUACACGGCGUUCUACUGCGAGCCUGUGAGCUGUUGGAUCUAUAUUACUCUCACCGCUACCCUCGGCAUCGGAGGUGUCAUCCUCCCCUGGCAUCCAACAUUCAACCGGAGUGAUAUGGCUUGGGCACGAGUAGCUUUCUACGUUACGUUAGGGGCGACCGGCUUCGCUCCCGUCUUGCAGCUGAACCUCGACCGAGGCGGAGCUUGGGCGUGGGAAUUCUAUGCGCCUAUAGCAAAGAGCAUCAGUGUGUACCUCGUCGGGGCUGUCGUGUACGCCAGCCAGAUCCCCGAGAGAUGGUGUCCGGGUGCCUUUGACUAUAUCGGAGGUAGCCACAACCUGUGGCACUUCGCCGUCUUGGGCGGCAUCCUGUUCCACUACAUGGCUAUGCAAGAAUUCUUCACGGGGGCCUUUGCACGAGCGCAGAAUGGGUGUGCGUUGUAUUGA